Pristis pectinata (smalltooth sawfish) is the source of this 1828-nucleotide messenger RNA. Its product is annotated as poly(rC)-binding protein 3-like. Gene Ontology annotation, molecular function: mRNA binding. Gene Ontology annotation, biological process: regulation of RNA metabolic process; regulation of gene expression. Gene Ontology annotation, cellular component: cytoplasm; nucleus. The transcript has 14 exons. Bases 252 to 1442 code for a protein of 396 amino acids. The record is from RefSeq and is a predicted model, not a curated record. NCBI's taxonomy places the organism in Eukaryota, Metazoa, Chordata, Chondrichthyes, Rhinopristiformes, Pristidae.
AGGGGUCAGGCCGCAGCUUCUUUGUGCCCGCGUUGCCGCCGCCAUUUCUCUCCUCCCGCCUCCCCGAGUCCCGAGUCCCGGCCCCGACCCGACCCGACCUCCCCGCCCAGGCCCUCCCCGCCCGGACCUGGACCUGGACCAGUUCCCAUCCGUCGCCGGUCAGAGCCAGGGUCAUCGUUGCAACUCUGUCAUACGGAACAUCUGUGAUUCGCUGGAGAGAGCUACAGACUCCACCCAUUGGACUCAUCGACAUGGACGCCGGUGUUGAAGGAGGGCUGAAUGUCACCCUGACUCUCAGGCUGUUGAUGCACGGGAAGGAAGUGGGAAGCAUCAUUGGGAAGAAAGGAGAGACCGUGAAGAAGAUGCGAGAGGAGAGCGGAGCACGAAUUAACAUCUCGGAGGGUAACUGUCCGGAGCGCAUUGUCACUCUGUCGGGACCCACCAGUGCCAUCUUCAAGGCAUUCACCAUGAUUACUCACAAGUUGGAGGAGGACAUCAACAGUGGCAUGGCCAACAGCACGGCCUCGAGUCAACCUCCUGUCACCCUGCGCAUCGUGAUCCCAGCCAGUCAGUGCGGAUCGCUCAUCGGGAAAGGCGGCUGCAAGAUCAAGGAGAUCCGUGAGUCGACCGGAGCCCAGGUCCAGGUCGCCGGAGACAUGCUGCCCAAUUCAACUGAGAGAGCGAUCACCAUCGCCGGGACCCCGCCGUCCAUCAUCGAGUGCGCCAAGCAGAUCUGCGUGGUGAUUCUGGAGCAAUCUCCACCGAAGGGUAUAACUGUGCCAUACCGGCCCAAGCCCGUCUCCGCCCCCGUCAUCUUCGCUGGGGGACAGGCUUAUACCAUUCAGGGACAGUUUGCCAUUCCACAUCCUGAUCUCACCAAACUGCACCAACUGGCAAUGCAACAGACUCCCUUCACACCUGUGGGACAAACCAGUCCUGGAUACUCUGGUCUGGAUUCCUCCCAAACCAGUUCUCAUGAAAUUGCCAUUCCCAACGAUCUGAUUGGGUGCAUCAUCGGACGACAAGGCAGCAAAAUCAAUGAAAUCCGCCAGAUGUCUGGAGCACAGAUUAAGAUCUCCAACCCUGCCGAGGGGUCGACUGACCGACAAAUCACCAUCACCGGCUCGCCGGCCAACAUCAGCCUGGCUCAGUAUCUCAUCAACGCAAGUCUGGAGAACACCAAGCCCACCACCAGCCAGAAACCCUCGGCCCCUGGCCCGGACCCCCAGCUGGGCGAAGCCCCCACGGACCUCACCUCCAGCCCCGGUGCUCCCCCCGAGCUGCCGGGGGGGCUCUCCCUGCCCCUGCCCAGCUCCUCCCCACCCCCGCCACCCCCGCUCCCCCCCCUCACUGACACCCCCCCAGCCCCCAGGGCGGCGGGAUCGUCGAGGGGCGAGGAGGGGCUGCAGAGGGGGGCGAAGUUGCGCUUCUCCCCCUACUGAUGGACCCCUCCCCUCCGGGGGGGGGAGUGGGGCACCCCGUGACCCAUCAGACCCCCCUGCAUCCCCUCCCUCCACCCCCCAUGUGGGCACCGGGGUGUUGGAAACGCCCCCUGCUCCUCCCCCGAUCUUGUGGAAGUGGGGGUGAGGUGGGGUGGGGGGGGUGCAACCUGGAACGGGGGCAGAGCCGGGGAACGGGCCACUCCACCCAUCGGCUCGCUGCUGUAACCCGGCGGCCACAUCGAAACGACAGCCCGGGCCCCACGCUCAGGAUGAGGUUUGCUUCUGCCGACUGAGAGCUCGGGAUGUCGGUCGUUUCGCCGCGGUGGUGCAGAUCAAAGACGUAAAGACCACUGUAAGUCACAAAAAUAAAUAAAUAGUGCAAAAGA